Linepithema humile (Argentine ant) is the source of this 918-nucleotide messenger RNA. Lineage: Eukaryota; Metazoa; Arthropoda; Insecta; Hymenoptera; Formicidae. The record is from RefSeq and is a predicted model, not a curated record.
UUGAACGAAACAGACGAGUUUUUGAUUUAACCGUGGACCAUUCUUUCGCUGGACAAAACAUAGGAUUUUAUGUAUUAUUGGAAUAAAAUAUACAUAUUAAUGUAAAGCAAUUUUAGUUAUCAUGUAAUGGAUAAAAAAUUUGGAGAUGUUUGUCGCCAACUACUAUGGGAAGAUCCUCAAACUAUUCUCAUGUGUUUUCAGAAAUCUAUUAAAAAAAUGGAUAUGAGAACAUCCGAAGUUGUAAGUACAUGGGAUUCUUCAAAAUAUGGCUUAUCAUUGUGUUGCUCAUCAGAUAAUCGGUACACUUUUGUAACGGGAUAUAUUAAGAUUGCUCUAUGGGAUCAGAGACAAAGUGAUGCCAUUCAAACGUAUACUAUGGACAAAUAUAGAGGAGGUAUAUAUGCUUUAGAAUUUGAUAACACUCAUAUUUAUGUUCGUAAAGGCUUUAAUCUUUAUGAAUUAGAUUUUACGGAAAGACACCACUUUGAUCGCAUAGAAAUAAAAAAGUUAUUUGGCAAUUUUUAUUAAAUAAUGCAAAAUCGGUUUAAAAUUUUUUUAUUAUAUUUUAUAUGUUUACAUCAUUUUAAUGAAAUCUAUACAAAUUGAGAACCGCCGUGCUGCUCAAGAUGCGAUCAGUCAAAAAGAUCAUUCGAUUUGUUUUGUCUCUUUUUGUUGUACAUUCUCUUCACUGAAUUUUAUACAUGUAUAUAUUCAUGUAUACUCUACACAUAUGUAUAUAAAAAAUGGAGGCUUUCCAACAGCCUAUAAGGAAAAGAGACAAAACAAUCCCAUUGUUUUUCUCUGUUUUUUUUUAUGCUACACUUAUAUGAAAAAGCUUGUAUUAGACGAGCCUGCAUGCAACUUGUUGCAGCAAUUCACAAGCGAUCUAGUAAAUUACUAUAGCACAAAAAUUCAUAA